Molecule: messenger RNA, 1188 nt
Organism: Styela clava
Lineage: Eukaryota; Metazoa; Chordata; Ascidiacea; Stolidobranchia; Styelidae
Product: testis-specific serine/threonine-protein kinase 6-like
Biological process (GO): intracellular signal transduction; microtubule cytoskeleton organization; protein phosphorylation
Cellular component (GO): cytoplasm
Molecular function (GO): tau-protein kinase activity; ATP binding
Source: RefSeq, a predicted model, not a curated record
AUAUAUUCUACUAGGUUUGACUCAAUCUAGCGUUAGUAUGUCGAAUAUAUAAAUUUAUGUUUUAUUGAGUAGGAUUCUCAUCUUCUUCCAUACAUGGAUGCCUCGUUGGCGGGCAAUAAAGAAGAUGAAGUUGUUGAAUUGGUAAAGUUAGGAAUUACGCCAGAGAAACAGAUAGGCGAGGGAAGCUAUUCCCACGUUAAGUCUGCAAUUUGGAAGUCUGAAAAUAAUGACGAGUCUAUCCGCGUCGCCCUCAAAGUUAUUAAUAGGGCAACAGCCCCGGUUGAGUUCAAGAAAAAGUUUCUGCCUCGCGAGCUGAAGAUUUUAAAUGGACUUAAGCAUCCUAAUAUUAUUCAAAUGUAUAAUGCUUUCAAUAUAAAAAAUAAAACGUAUAUAUGCCUUGAAUUUGCUGGGCACGGCGAUUUACUGGAAUUUGUUCAGCUUCGGGGUCCUCUUGAAGAAGGCGAGACGCGAAAAUUAUUCACUGCAAUUUGCGAUGGAAUUUCAUACCUUCAUGAAAGGGGAGUGGUCCACCGAGACUUGAAGUGUGAAAAUAUACUUCUCGGCAAUAACAAUGAAAUAAAAAUUGCCGAUUUUGGAUUUGCUCGCGAAAUAGGAAAUUCGGAAUUGAGCAAAACGUUCUGCGGAAGUGCAGCUUAUGCAGCACCAGAGGUGAUUAAAGGGAUUGCUUACGAAGGAAGAAACGCGGACUUGUGGAGCAUGGGUGUAAUCCUGUACAUCAUGGCCUGCUGUGUCAUGCCUUUCCGAGAUCGGAAUAGAUCAACAUUAAUUCAUGAUCAAAUGCUGCCUCCGCGAUAUCCUCCGAAAGUUGCCGAAAAGCUUAGUGAACCUUAUAAAGACUUGGUGGCUGGGAUUUUGAAUCACAUUUCCGAUGAAAGGUACAGUUUGCAACAAAUAUGUGCGCAUUCUUGGAUGGACCCAUCUUUCGGAAAUAUAAAGAGCAGCGCGCUUUCGAUACAAGAGGCGAAGAUUAAAAAGGAAUACUCCACCGACUCGGGUUAUGAUAGCGCUACCUCAGGAGAAUCAUCCAGGUUUUCCGCUAAUACGAGUCGGAAAUCUAUUACAAAAAGAAAUAUUAGUUCGAGAGUUUUCACUAAGAAAAUAACUCGUGACAAAGUGUGACAAUAUACAAGCGAUGAUUUUAUAAAAAUAUAUUGAUGAAUUCUAAUA